UGCACUUUUUUUCUGAGCUUUUUUUUUAUGCUUUCGUUCUUCCUUAGAGAAGGGUCGAAAAGGAAUAGCAAGGAUAGCUACAAGGUGUAGCGCAGGUUGGCAGCAGUAGGUUCGCUCUUAGUCUUGUUUUGUUCCGCCCAUAAUACACGCCCAUCUUCCUGCAAUAAAUAGCGCCAGUCAGACCACGGUGCUCUCUCCUUUUCCCCUGCUGUUACCUGCUCCCAGGACCGAGGUAUCCGCCUUACCCUGCCCGGUGUUCGCUGACAAUGGAGACAGAAAAUAAGCAACAAGAAGAGACCUCGUUCAGCAACACAGAGACCAACGGUAAGCGUCCCGCAGAGGACGUUGAUGAGGAGCAGUCUUUUAAGCGCUCCAGGAACACGGGCGACAUGGUGGAGCUCCGCAUUCUCCUGCAGAGCAAAAAUGCAGGAGCCGUGAUUGGGAAAGGUGGUAAAAACAUCAAAUCCCUGCGCACAGACUUCAAUGCCAGUGUGUCAGUCCCAGACAGCAGUGGGCCUGAGCGCAUUCUUAGCAUCAGUGCGGAAAUUGAUACAGUGGGAGAGAUCUUGCUUAAGAUCAUACCUACUCUGGAGGAGUACCAACAGUACAAUGGGAUGGACUUUGACUGUGAGCUGAGGCUGCUGAUCCAUCAGAGCCUGGCUGGAAGCAUCAUUGGUGUGAAGGGAGCCAAAAUCAAAGAGCUGCGUGAGAACACCCAGACCAGCAUCAAGCUGUUUCAGGAGUGCUGUCCCCAGUCCACGGACCGUGUGGUUUUGGUCGGUGGCAAGUCCGAGCGUGUUGUCGAGUGCAUCAAGAUCAUGCUGGAGCUCAUUGCUGAGGCACCCAUUAAAGGUCGUGCCCAGCCCUACGACCCCAACUUCUACGACGAGACGUACGACUACGGCGGCUUCACCAUGAUGUUUGAAGAGCGCGGGGGCGGCGGCGGCGGUGGCCGUCGCCCUAUGGGGGGCUUCCACAUGCGAGGCGGUCGAGGUGGCGGCGGUUUCGACCGGAUGCCCUCUGGAAGAGGGAGUCGGGGGGGGCCGAUGCCCCCUGCCCGCAGGGACUACGAGGAGAUGAGCCCCCGCCGUGGACCCCCUCCCCCCCACCCAGGGAGAGGGGGAAGGGGAGGGAGUCGUGGUCGCAACCUGCCCCUGGCCCCACCGCACAGAGGAGGAGAUGACCAGUACUCCUAUGACUCCUAUCGGGGCAGUGCAGAUGACAGACCAACCAGUGACAGAAGAGGGAGGCCAGGAGAUCGCUAUGGCGAUAACAUGGGUGGGGGUGGAUAUGACAACAGCUCCUCUUGGGACUCCUAUCCGUCUGGUGGACGUGGAUCCUAUAAUGACAUGGGGGGGCCGGUCAUCACCACUCAAGUGACCAUCCCUAAAGAUCUGGCCGGUUCCAUCAUUGGUAAAGGAGGCCAAAGGAUUAAGCAGAUCCGACAUGAAUCUGGAGCGUCCAUUAAGAUCGAUGAGCCACUGGAGGGUUCUGAAGACCGCAUCAUCACCAUCAGUGGAACCCAGGACCAGAUCCAGAACGCUCAGUACCUAUUGCAGAAUAGUGUGAAGCAGUACUCUGGUCAGUUCCUCUAAGACAGGAGACUCAGAUUGAAGCAACCCCCCCCCUCCCCCACACACACACACACACACACACACACACACACACACACACACAAAAUAAAUGUUGGUGGUCUCUUAGCAUUUUUUUUUAUUAAAGGUCCAACAUUCCUGUGCUAAAUGUAGAUGUUCUGCAUUAUUAGGGUGUAGUUCUCUACUCCAUCUCUUGUAUCUGUGUUUUUAAAACACUGACAUUUGUCUAAAUAUUUCGAGUCUCCUAACAGAGAAGUGAACAUUAUCUUUAUUUUUGGAUGGGUUGAUGGUGUGCGUGUGUUUGUGUUAGUAGACCUGUCCUGUGGUGUGUGAGUGUGUGUGUUUUUUCUGUCUGUAAUGGAGUUUUUCACACACACCUCUUACCACCACUCAGUGCAACAUGCAGAAUGUAUGCUUUUUUUGUAAGGAACAUUUUAUGAUUUUUAAAAAUAAAUGUAAGAAAUUGUA
Molecule: messenger RNA, 2060 nt
Organism: Esox lucius (northern pike)
Lineage: Eukaryota; Metazoa; Chordata; Actinopteri; Esociformes; Esocidae
Gene: hnrnpk
Product: heterogeneous nuclear ribonucleoprotein K
Exons: 17
Coding region: 267-1595 (442 amino acids)
Biological process (GO): regulation of mRNA splicing, via spliceosome; regulation of transcription by RNA polymerase II
Cellular component (GO): cytoplasm; nucleus
Molecular function (GO): mRNA binding
Source: RefSeq, a predicted model, not a curated record